This is a messenger RNA of Carlito syrichta (Philippine tarsier), 476 nucleotides long. RefSeq names its product T-cell surface glycoprotein CD1c-like. Gene Ontology annotation, cellular component: external side of plasma membrane. Gene Ontology annotation, biological process: immune response; positive regulation of T cell mediated cytotoxicity; antigen processing and presentation, exogenous lipid antigen via MHC class Ib. NCBI's taxonomy places the organism in Eukaryota, Metazoa, Chordata, Mammalia, Primates, Tarsiidae. The record is from RefSeq and is a predicted model, not a curated record. Gene Ontology annotation, molecular function: endogenous lipid antigen binding; lipopeptide binding; exogenous lipid antigen binding.
AUCCCGUUGAAAUACAGGUGAGUUUAGGCUGUGAGCGGCACUCUGGAGGGAGCCCCCAAAGCUCCCUCUGGGCAGCUUUUGAAGAAUCAGAUUUCCUAAGUUUCCAAAACACGACGUGGGUGCCAUUGCCAGAGGGGUCUGAUCGACUAUUGCUGGUUUGCCAUGUCUCUGGUUUCUACCCAAUGCCUAUUUGGGUAACAUAGGCAGAGCAACGAGACACUAAACAAGGUGAUAUUCUUCCUAAUGCUGAUGGAACAUGGUAUCUUCAGGUGAUCCUGGAUGUGGUGGCAGAGGAUGCUGUUGGCCUGUCAUGUCAAGUGAGGCACACCGGCUUAGGAGGCCAGAACAUCAUCGUCUACUGGGGACACCAUCUUUUCAUGAACUUGAUCGCCUUGGCAGUGAUGGUACCCCUGGUACUUCUGAUAGUCCUUGUGUUAUGGUUUAAGAAACACUGCUCAUAUCAGGACAUCUCAUGA